AUGCCUUCCUUUCUCCCUCUCAAGCGCAAGUCGGAUGCGGAUACUAGUGCACCAAACAAGCGUCUGGAAGCAAAUUCGUCAGAACCAGACCAGUAUUGGGCAGUUCAAUGGCGGAACUACCAAGCCCGAAAACACAAAACAUGGGAUGGCGAUGGUGUUCUUGUUGUCAGUGGCUUCACAAGUAGACUGCACGACUCGGAUGGCAAAGUUAUAGCCAGUGGGAAACGUGAUGUACUGCCUUAUCACGUUGGUCGUAACCUCAAUGUUGGAGGCAAGGACUUGGAACUAGAUCGACCAUUGACCUCUGCUGAAUACCUGUCCGGGGAAUGUUUCGGCAAGGCGUCUUUUGACGUUGCACCUUCCUCUUCUUCCAUUGCGGCCAAAUCUACAGCAAACAAGCCCUUUGUUUCGCUUAAGCAAUCAAGAGCGGUCCCACUCCAACCUGUCAACUUAUUAUCGACUUCCAAUCGACAGCAAACAACAGGUGCAACCAGCGCAGUAGCUGGCUCUACGUCUUACUGGACCGCUAAUUGGCGUGCACCACACCAGAAGACAUGGGCAGGGGACUGCUUUGUCUCUAACAUUGACGGCAAAAUGUCUAUGCUGACGGAAGAGGGCAAGAUCCUUGGAACAACGCUGUGGAAAGGCGACACACUUUCUGCGGGUUACAAACUGUAUAUUGGGGGAAAGGAGAUUCAGCUUGACUGUCAAGUACCACCCGAAGACGUUCCUAGCCUUGUUGCCGGUCCCGAUAAGACCGUCGCCGCACCAGAUACUAGUAGCGUGCAGCUAGCCGUGGCAUCUCCGACAUCUAAACCCAAACCAUUUGUCGCUCCGGCCUCUUUCUACGGGGCAUCGAAGCCCAAACCUAUCAAACCUCUGCACGAUCCAAAUGUUGAAGGUGCUGUCGUCAUGAAGACUCCGUCGAAAGAACAUAUUAAACGGUUCAACAAAAAGAAUCUCCCUGUCAUCGAUGUGGUGUUGGAUCCAAUUCUUGCCUCCCGCAUGCGACCACACCAAAUUGAAGGUGAUCUGCUCUCCAAACGAGAUAUUCAACUUGUCCCAUGUCUGGGUUGCAUUCUCGCGGAUGAAAUGGGUUUAGGCAAAACACUCCAAACUAUUAGCCUGAUAUGGACCCUGUUGAAACAAAAUCCAUACGCAGGGGCCGGGCCCGUGGUCGGCAAAGCUCUUAUCGUUUGUCCUGUUACACUCAUCAACAAUUGGAAGGCAGAAUUUAUUAAAUGGCUGGGUCGCGACCGGUUAGGUAAAGCCAUCGCUCUGCUCUGUCGACUGCUGCUCACUCCUUCAGGCGUUGUUACCGUUACUGAAAAGGACAAAAAUUCUGUCCGCACCUUUCUUAAUGCCAAAAAUCAACACGUACUAAUUGUGGGAUAUGAACGUCUGCGAACUGUAAUCGAACAACUGACAUAUUGCAUGCCUCCCAUUGGUCUCAUUGUGUGCGAUGAAGGCCACCGACUCAAAUCUGCCAGUAGCAAAACAACGACCAUGUUCGAGGCAUUGAAAACGACACGGAGAAUUCUACUCUCUGGAACGCCGAUCCAAAACGAUCUAGGCGAGUUUCAUGCCAUGGCCGACUUUUGUAAUCCAGGUCUACUUGACGAUUAUCAAACGUUCAAGCGCGUGUAUGAGAACCCCAUCUUGAAGGGGCGUUCUCCAGACAGCUCGACCAAGGAGCGGGAGUUGGGAGAGGCGCGCCUCGCAAAACUGAACAGCGUGACAACGAGUUUCGUCCUUCGUCGAGAAGCAUCUCUGUUAAUGAAGUAUCUUCCACCCAAGCACGAAUACGUGGUGUUUAUCAAACCAACGCCGCUCCAACUGCAGAUCUUCUCCAAGAUAUUGAAUCCGAGCAGACUUGAGGACCUUGUUCAGAGCUCUACCGCCGAAUCCCUUGCUCUCAUUGGUUUGCUCACCAAAGUCAGCAACAGCCCGGUCCUCCUCAAAGCCGUUGCUGAAAAGAACAAAUCCGUCAAACAUGCUGGUGUUCGUGAUGCACUUCAAUUAUUGCCUCAAGAUGUUGAGAUUGAAGACAUGUCCUUGAGUGGAAAACUCAUCGCACUUUCCAAACUGCUCAAGUCCAUAUAUCAGGCUUUUUGUCAGAAGAAACGAUAUUCUUUCUACCGCGUUGACGGGCAAACGCCCACAUCGAAGCGACAAGAAUACGUCAAUUUGUUCAAUAAAUCCAGCCAAAGAAGCGCUUUCAUCUUUCUUUUGAGCUCUAAAGCUGGUGGCGUUGGCAUUAACCUAAUAGGUGGAUCUCGACUGUGUCUUAUCGAUUCGGACUGGAAUCCAAGUCAUGAUGAGCAGUCCAUGGCCCGCUGUCAUCGAGAUGGUCAAAAGCGGCCAGUUCAUAUAUAUCGUUUCUUGACAUCGGGUCAGCAGAACCACUUUCCUCUUGACACUAGCACUAACUUUAAGCAAGGUGCAAUCGACGAGAAGAUUUUCCAGCGCCAAGUGACCAAACAGGGUCUUCGAGAAUCAUUGAUUGGAACGGCAUCUACCACAUCUUCAAGUGAUUCCUUCAGCCGCAAAGAUCUCCGCGACAUCUUCCGCAUUCAUCCAGAUACUGUCUGUAACACCCACGACCUCCUUUCUUGCAGGUGCGAUGGUCGCGAAGACUCAGAUGUUGAUGAAGUUACUCUCGAUACGAUCGAAGCAAGCGAGUCAGACAGCGACCAGGACUCUGAUGUAGAAAAGCCAACCACUCAAGGCUUCAUGUCAGCCUCUCAAGUGCGACCGUCAGAUCUCGUCGACAUGGACAAAUCGUACUUGCGGAAGAAGCAACAACAACUCCAAUCUCUCAGCCACUGGAAGCAUAUCAACUGCUUGCUUCCCAGUGCCCAAGACGAAAUCCAAGACGAGCUAUUGCGAACCCUUGUCUUCAUUCCUGAGCAGAAAGUACCAGAGAGACAACCUCAAUCGAAGCUGUUGGCAGCCCUCGACGCAGCUAUGGCGCAGACAGUUACAGUCGGGGAGCUACCUGGAGACACGUUCAUGGCGUCUUUGGCGCAACGAUUGCGGGAAGGGACGCAAGCGGUGGUUGGGUCUGUUACCACUCACCGCAUCCUUGUUUACUCUCUCUUCUCCUUUCUCGCCGUUUCAACCGCCAUCACAAAUGCUCUUCGAAACUACAGCAACUUCUAUUCUGUCGCCAUCUACCUUUCCAAGAGCAGUCGAAGUGUACUUAUCUUAGCCAACUUUGGUUUUUUGGUCGCGUUACUGGCUGGUCAUCUUGUCCAGAAAGUCUUUUUCGGCGCUCUGCGACCAAGUGAGAUUGAGCGACUUUAUGACCGUCUAUGGUUUUUUAUCACCGAGUCGUUGCUGGCGUUCACCAUAUUUCGCGACGAAUUUGACAUCACCUUCGUUGUCAUGUUUGGAUUCCUACUCUUCGUCAAAUCCUUCCAUUGGAUAGCGGGCGACAGAAUCGAAUGGAUGGAUCAAAGGCCGUAUCCGGGCCCUCCAUUACUUUUCCAUGCUCGCAUGGUCACGCUUUUCUUCGUCCUGUGGUCAAUUGAUGUUGUGCUUUUCAUGAUUGCUGUGGAAAGUACUGUCACGAAUGGCAUCGGAGGCAUGUACGGAAUACUCAUGGCUACCGUGACGAAUACUGUGGCGAAAUACAUCCUUUCUGCUUACGAGCUCCGUCGAGCUGGUCAAAGAGGUGGAGAAAAUGCACCACCAUGGGAGAACAAGAGCAUGUGGGUUUUCUAUAUUGAACUGGCAACCGACUUCCUCAAACUUUCGACCUACAUGAUAUUCUUCACUAUUAUCAUGACUUACUACGGCAUUCCACUCAAUAUUCUCCGCGACGUCUAUGUAACGGGUCGUUCGCUCAUCACUCGGCUACGCUCUCUUCAUCGCUACCAGACCGCGACGAGAAACAUGGACCAACGGUAUCCAAAUGCGACGGAAGAGGACAUGACAACGAUGAACGACCAUACCUGCAUAAUCUGCAGGGAGGAGAUGGUACUUCCUCGGCAAGAAGAGGAUGCACCCCCACCUCCUUCUCAAGAAGGGCCCAAUACAACACCCAAAAAGCUGCCUUGUGGCCAUAUCUUCCACUUCAAUUGUCUUCGCUCGUGGCUUGAACGUCAGCAGAGCUGUCCUACCUGUCGUCGCAAUGUGCUCGAAACUACAACAAGACCGCAGCAGGGACCAGCACCCCCUUUGCCUGAUGUCAACCGCGCAGGACCAGCAGACGCCAAUGCCAAUGCCAACAACGCUGCAUUAAUGGAUAGAUUCUUUGCUCCUCCUCAAAAUAAUCAGGGUGAGCAAGGGCCAGUACCAUUUCCCCCUAAUGCGCAAAAUCCACCUGCGCCUGGCGGCCUGCUUGUACAAUAUCGUAUCCAGUAUCAAGCGCCGCGGCCACCAAACCAGCCCCUCCAACCCAUCCCGCCUUUUGCUGGUUUUGAUGGCCCCGCUGGCGCAUGGCAUCCAUGGCCUGAACAGGAUCAACCCGUUGUCGAACCUCCAGUCGAAGGUCCAGUCGAGAAUCCAAAUAUCAACCCACAGCCUGAAUCAACUCCCCGAGAAGCAGCUGCCCUAGCAGCCUUGCGUCGUCUAAAUCGAGGGGGACCUUCUACAACCGAACCACAGCCUCGACAAGAGAACCGGUUCCAACUUCCUUCACUCAUCCCGAUGCACAACAAUUCUCCAAGUCAUCAUCAUCAGCUACCUCCAGCGCUGACGAAUGAACAAUUAGCUAUCCUAGACAGUCUGACACGGGAAGCUAUUGACGAGCGACUGAGAGUCUUAGAAGGCGUUUCUGGGGCAGUAAAUCGUUGUAUCGACGAUCUGAUGCGCAUGAGAAGUGUUUUGCCUCUGCAAAUACCACCGGCUGCUGGCGAAGCAGAGGAAGCACCCGAAGAGUAG
Molecule: messenger RNA, 4887 nt
Organism: Mycena indigotica
Lineage: Eukaryota; Fungi; Basidiomycota; Agaricomycetes; Agaricales; Mycenaceae
Exons: 33
Coding region: 1-4887 (1628 amino acids)
Biological process (GO): reciprocal meiotic recombination; double-strand break repair via homologous recombination
Cellular component (GO): nucleus
Molecular function (GO): DNA translocase activity; ATP binding; zinc ion binding
Source: RefSeq, a predicted model, not a curated record